ACUGCUAUAUAUUGAACUUGAAUCCUUCAGAUGAAGUAAGUCGCAACACGGUAUCAGCAAUGGCUCUCGAGGCAUGGUUCAUGGAUGAUAGCAAUGAGGACCAGAGGCUUCCUCAUCACCGCAACCCGAAAGAGUUCGUUCCUUUGGAUCAUUUGGCAGAGUUGGGAGUGAUGUACUGGAAGUUGAACCCUGAGAACUACGAGAAUGAUACCGAACUGCAGAAGCUUAGGGAAAACAGGGGAUACAAUUACAUGGACUUGCUGGACUUGUUCCCAGAGAAAGUCUCAAACUACGAAGAGAAGCUAAAGAACUUCUACACGGAGCACAUACACGCGGAUGAAGAGAUCCGUUACUGUCUGGCAGGGAGCGGAUACUUUGAUGUCCGAGACAAGGAUGACCGAUGGAUCCGAAUCUGGAUCAAACCGGGUGACCUCAUCGUUCUACCAGCGGGAAUCUACCACCGGUUCACACUCGACACUACCAACUACGUCAAGCUGAUGAGGCUGUUCAUAGGAGAGCCGGUCUGGACAGCAUAUAACCGGCCUCAGGAAGAACACCCAGCAAGGAAGGAGUACAAGAAGAGCUUCACCAACAAGUUUGGAACACCUAUCGAAACUCACUAGACCUCUUGGUUCUACUGUGUGUUGUCUUUUAGUUGAACUCCAACAAUUAUGCAAUGGAUGCGAUAUGGAUAACAUGAGGAAAAUACUGCAGCCAUACCAUACGGUCUUGGUCAUGUCAUAUAUUAUCUGUGGAUGUGAUCCGAAUAAUUUAAAUAUCCGAAUUUUUGGAAUAGUUUUGAAACCGGUUUUGUUUGGUAA
Messenger RNA from Tarenaya hassleriana, 821 nucleotides. RefSeq names its product 1,2-dihydroxy-3-keto-5-methylthiopentene dioxygenase 4. Lineage: Eukaryota; Viridiplantae; Streptophyta; Magnoliopsida; Brassicales; Cleomaceae. The transcript is spliced from 5 exons. Gene Ontology annotation, molecular function: acireductone dioxygenase [iron(II)-requiring] activity. Bases 60 to 623 code for a protein of 187 amino acids. The record is from RefSeq and is a predicted model, not a curated record.